This is a messenger RNA of Octopus bimaculoides (California two-spot octopus), 753 nucleotides long. RefSeq lists its product as uncharacterized. Gene Ontology annotation, biological process: Notch signaling pathway; protein ubiquitination. NCBI's taxonomy places the organism in Eukaryota, Metazoa, Mollusca, Cephalopoda, Octopoda, Octopodidae. The record is from RefSeq and is a predicted model, not a curated record.
AAAGCUAAUUUCAGCAAGUGGCACCCAUCGACUGCAGAUUCAACAUCAAACGCAAAUACUGAAGAAAAAAGCUGUAAAAAGAAGUCCAGUGCGAAAUCAAGUCACAGAAAUCAGCCUGAGAAAUAUGCAAGAGGUGCGUCAUAUAUGAAUGAUACAUCAGAUGUGGACAGUACAUCAGAUGUAGAUGCCACAUCAGAUGUGGAAGAUGCUUCAGAAGUGGAAGGUGCGUCUGGAGGACAGAGUGGAGAUUGUCCGAUUUGCCUAUGCCCAAUUACUGAUGCUAAAACUUUAUCCCUUUGCGGACAUGUAUUCUGUCAGCUGUGCAUAGACCAUAGUUUCUCUGCAAUCGGUCAGUAUUGUCCGAUAUGUCUAAAAGUCUACGGAGUGAUUACAGGCAAUCAGCCAUCUUCUUCGAUGCAAGUUCAAGACUCAUUUAGCCAUUUGCCUGGUUUUGAAAAUUUUCAAUCAUACCAGAUAUCAUACCACAUUCCAAGUGGAGUACAAGGUAAAAAUCACCCAAAUCCUGGUAAAAGUUACUAUGGAACAGACCGAACAGCUUACCUUCCAAAAACUGAACAAGGGACCACAGUUUUAAAAAUGCUUCAGUUAGCCUUCAGUAGGCGGCUGAUAUUUACAGUGGGAAAGUCUCGAACUACAAACAUGGAAAAUAUGGUUACAUGGAAUGACAUUCAUCACAAAACUAGUCGGAUUGGAGGUCCCAGCGGGUAAAUAACAUUUAAAUUAUUUAAAUCC